Molecule: messenger RNA, 777 nt
Organism: Gavia stellata (red-throated loon)
Lineage: Eukaryota; Metazoa; Chordata; Aves; Gaviiformes; Gaviidae
Product: carbonic anhydrase 1
Molecular function (GO): zinc ion binding; carbonate dehydratase activity
Source: RefSeq, a predicted model, not a curated record
AUGGCAAGUUUGAACUGGAGUUAUCAAGGCAACAAUGGACCUGACCACUGGCACAAGUUAUACCCUAUUGCCAACGGAGACUGUCAAUCUCCUAUUGAUAUUAAAACCAAGGAAGCCAAAAAAGAUGCACCUCUGGGGCUUCUCCGGAUCACUCGGAAACCUUCCACAUGCAAAGAUGUCAAUGUUGGACAUUCAUUCCAUGUGAAUAUUGAGGAUAAGGACAAUCAAUCACUGCUGACAGGUGGACCUCUCACUGGAACAUACAGAUUGCGGCAGUUUCAUUUCCAUUGGGGCCAAACAGAUGAGCAGGGUUCAGAGCACACAGUGGAUGGAAGGCGAUAUGCCUCAGAGCUUCAUCUCAUGCACUGGAACGUGGACAAGUAUUCGAAUGUAGCUGAGGCUUUCGACAAGCCAGACGGCUUGGCAAUUGUCACUGUUUUCCUGAAGCUUGGCUUAUGCAAUGAAAACCUGAAGGGUGUCUUGAAGGCCUUGGAUUCAGUAAAGACUAAGGGUAAGCAAGCUCCCUUUUCUGAUUUUGAUCCUUCAAGCCUACUGCCUAAAUCCAUGGAUUACUGGACAUACAAUGGCUCUCUGACUCAUCCUCCCCUCCAUGAGAGUGUCAUCUGGAUUAUCCUUAAAGAGCCAAUUACUAUCAGCUCAGAGCAGCUGGCUCAGUUCCGCACAAUCCUGUCUUCUGCUGAAGGGGAAGCAUCUUGUCCCAUACUGAGCAAUUACCGGCAACCCCAACCGCUGAAAGGCAGAGUGGUGAGAGGCUAA